AUGGAAGUAGAAAUUAUUUCCAAAGAGAAAAUUAAACCAUCUUGCCCAACACCCUCUCACCUGAGAAUUUUUAAGCUUUCACUUCUGGACCAGCUCAUACCAGCUCCCUAUGCUCCCGUAAUCCUCUUUUAUCAUCCUCCUAUAAAUGAAAAUGACGAUGAUAAUAUUAAUAGCAGGUUACAUUUGCUAAAGACCUCUUUGGCAGAAACCUUAACUGGGUUUUACCCACUUGCUGGGGAGAUCAAAGAUGACCUGUCCAUUGACUGCAACGACCAAGGAGCUCAUUAUGUGGAAGCCCGAGUUAACUACUCUAGUCUUGAUGAAUUUCUCAGCCGACCUGACCUUUUGCUACUACUACAUCGCUUCCUCCCUUGUGAUGUAACAACUGCAGGUGCAAGUGUAACCAACAUUCAAGUCAAUGUGUUCAAAUGUGGUGGCAUCGCCAUCGGCCUAUGCAUCUCACACAAGAUCCUUGAUGGUGCUGCUUUGUGCACCUUUCUCAAAUCCUGGACUGCCAUUGCUCAUUCAGAUUCAGAUGAUCAUCAAACAGAAGACGCAACAACAUAUGCAAGCGUAGCUUCUUCAAUAAUAGGAGGGCCCAAUUUAUUUGCUGCAACUCGUCUGUUCCCCACCAACGAUGAAUUAUGGCUUAGAGAUUCAUCAAUUCCGAUGUGGGGUUCCUUGUUCAUAAAGGACGGCAAGUCCUCAUGCGUCACAAAAAGAUUUGUAUUUGAUGCCUCAGCUAUAGCCAACCUCAAGGACAUGGCCAAAAGUUCAUCAUCAUGUGUGCAAGUACUGAAACGUGGACCCACGCGUGUCGAAGUGGUUUCGGCUUUCAUAUGGCAAUGCGCCAUGGCUGCCUCUAAACAAAAAUAUGGUUUCCAAAGGCCUUCAGUGCUGACUCACACGGUGAACUUGCGCUCAAGGAUAUUCUUAGAUGAUGCUUAUGAGGCUGCAGCAGCAUCAGAUACUGCCGCUGCUGCGGAUUUAAAUUUGGAGAAUUCUAUUGGAAACCUCCUUUGGAUAGCGGCUGCCCGAUGUCCGACGGUAAUGCUAGAUGAGGAGGAGGAGAUGGUUGUGGUGGCUACUAAUAAUAAUAAUAAUAGCUCCGCCUCCGGAUCAAGAAUAUUGCAUGGGUUGGUGAGUGAGUUGAGAAAUGCAUUGUCAAAAGUUGAUGGUGGAUUUGUUAAGAAAAUGCGAUCAGGCGAGGAGGGGAAUGGAUCGAAACCAGCCAAGGCCGGUCUUCUUGCUCUUGGGGACCAAUUAAAAAAUGCAAUGAGUGUCUGA
Prunus mume (Japanese apricot) is the source of this 1287-nucleotide messenger RNA. The record is from RefSeq and is a predicted model, not a curated record. NCBI's taxonomy places the organism in Eukaryota, Viridiplantae, Streptophyta, Magnoliopsida, Rosales, Rosaceae.